This is a messenger RNA of Mercurialis annua (annual mercury), 834 nucleotides long. RefSeq lists its product as uncharacterized. The record is from RefSeq and is a predicted model, not a curated record. The transcript has 2 exons. NCBI's taxonomy places the organism in Eukaryota, Viridiplantae, Streptophyta, Magnoliopsida, Malpighiales, Euphorbiaceae. Bases 1 to 834 code for a protein of 277 amino acids.
AUGGAAAAGUUCAGGAGGAAAGAGCCGAGAAACACAAUCUUCUUAAACAUUGAAAACCCACUGUCGACCGAGAUACGAGAUGAACCCUUCCUUUUAAACUACAAAACACCGCAGUUGGACGACUAUAAUAGAACAGGGGAUCUGAUCACACACUUAAGCUGUUUCCAAGUGGUUAUGAUGGUGCAAAGCUUAUCCGAGGCCGCCGUCUGCAAACUCUUUCCAACAACCCUGAAAGGACCGGCUGCCAUCUGGUAUCAAAGCCUGAAAGAAGGCUCUAUUCAAAGCUUUGACGAGCUAGCAAGAGCUUUCCGAACUCAUUUCGCACCAAGCAUACAGCGGAAAAAGAAGUCCAGUGACCUAAAGCUUUGCUAUCAGAAGCCAGGAGAAAGUUUGCAGAGCUAUAUCGGCCGAUUCAAUGCCGAAGCUGUCGAAGUAGGAAACUUGAAUGAUGAUACCGUGAUAGACGCAAUGAAGGACAACACGACGAUGAUGGCAUUUAGAGAUAACCUGAUAACGAAUCCGAACAAUAAUGAGCCAGUAAGAUACCCACCAAAGCUUCAGUACGAAGGAGAUAGGAAAAAAUACUGCCAAUUCCAUGAUGGCCACGGCCAUGUCACCGAUGAGUGUGGAAGUCUGAAGAAGGAAAUUGACCGAUUGGUGCAAGUCGGCCGCUUAAAAGACUUUGUUACACAAAUCAAAAAUUAUAACUCGGGAGGAAGCUACCGAGGAGAGCAUAGUGGGAAAAGAGAAGAGGCACCACCACCGAAAAGACAAAAUGUAUCGGGAGUAAUUAACACCAUAGCAGGCGGAAUGGCCGACCCAAAAUACAAAUGA